Messenger RNA from Macrosiphum euphorbiae (potato aphid), 321 nucleotides. The record is from the annotation of a GenBank genome assembly. Lineage: Eukaryota; Metazoa; Arthropoda; Insecta; Hemiptera; Aphididae.
AUGACCGUCCUCAACAAAGACGCUCCACCAGCAGACAUCCCGUCUCCUGAUUCACCCUCUUCAAAUGAUGCACCAGCCAAUGAUCCACCUCAAACUCAUAUAAAUAUCAAAAUAUUGCGACAAGAAGGCGCAACCCUUAAUUAUAUGAUCAAAAUGACAACACCGCUUGAUAUAUUGAUGAAAGCAUACUGUAUUGGAUCAGACUUACCUAUGAAUGGUGUCAGAUUGAUGUAUAAUGGAAGACAAGUUGGUAGGCUUGAUACACCUUUAUCUCUAGGGAUGGAAGAAGGCGAGUCUCUAUUGGCAUUUCACGACUUUUAA